UGUAUAUACGGUUACAUUUGCAACUUUCUUGUUAUUAAAACAUAGGCCUUUUGGUUGUUAUUAGUACUUCGUUUUGUCUAAUCAUUUCAAAUGUUGGUUGAAUAUGUUAUAUCGCAGUUUGGACUAAUGCUUAUAUUCACUUCAUAGUUUGCUAACAUUCUUCAAGAUGAAGCAACAUUCAGCGUCCGUAUCCUGCCAACCUAUUAAGGCUUGAAUCCCGUUCCGAACAGCUUUCAUGCUGUUGUGAGUUUCGUGUGAUGUCAUAUCUGACUUGUACGUCAUCAAACACACCAUGAGGACGAACCGCGAAAUUCGAAUCGCCUUCUAUUCGGUAUUCAUCGGAUUCCUCUCGGCUCUCAUCCUUGUUCAACUCUACUUUUCACAAUCAGAUGCACGGAGGAAGCGCAUCGAUGAACGUCUCCAAAAGCAGGAGGAGCGAUUCCGUGCAUUGGCAAAUUACCAGGCUGAUUUGCAAGAGCAUGAGCCGUGUAAAAAUCAACAACCUAGAGCUUGCUCGAGGUGUCCUGAUGCUCAUGUUGCACUUCCGGAGUCACUUCAUAAGUUUGUGGAUGGGCAUAUGAAGAACCAAAGAGGUAGCCCUCUCGUGAUCGCCAAGGCACAGAGUAAAGGCAUUCCAAGCUACUAUUUAUCAACUCAUCCAAAGGAGAAAGACCAGGAGACAGCACACCUGCUAUCAGGGCAGACAGGCUGGCAGGAUAAAACAUUAAUAAGACUUUGUCAUCUCAUGAACAAUGCCCAUGAGGAUGCCUUCUUCGUGGAUGUUGGUGCAUACGUAGGUACCAUAGCGAUGGGUGUAGCUGCUUGUGGACAUCGAGUGGUUGCCAUAGAGCCGCAUCUUCAGAACUUUCAGCUCCUACAAGAGAGUGUGGCUUUGAACAAACUGGACGAUGACAGGAUCUUUCUCUAUAACAUAGCUAUCGGGAACCAGACAGGAAAGACUUGCAUUGCUGCUAGCUCCAGUGAUCACAGCAAUGCUAGAAUACCACCAUUAGAUCCAAAAAGUCCCUUGUAUUGCAAAAACGGGGAAAUCCCCAUCAACAGGCUGGAUGACGUCAUGAAGGAACUACCAGUAUGGAUCUUACACAUUGAUGUGCGAGGUUAUGAACCAGCUGUCAUCGCCGGGGCUGAGAAACUACUGACACGGGAAUCCCCGCCAAAAUAUCUUAUGUUUUCCGUUCAACACAGGUACAGCACGAAUGCGAUGGGGAACAUGGUGGAUUUUUCUGAUAUUUUGGAUUGGUUGAUUAAGAUUGGAUAUAACCUGAAGACAGCGCAACAUGAAAGCAUCAAGCAUGGAAAAGAAUACCUUGCCAAUGUAGGGUACGAUACCGAUUACGUCACGGCAGUAUUUGAACCAGAAACGUAAACGAUGGAACAAUAAAGACUUUAAUAUUGUUUCAAGAAUUAAUUGCGUCGCAUGGACAUUUCUGGAAAAAGUUUCUUUUAACGAUGAAGAGAGACUGAUCUUAACGUAAGAAACAAAUGAUUAAUGAUAAUCAUAAUAAUGAUAGAAUCCUGCCGAUCUCAGCUAUUUUUGUAUAGAUUCAUAUUAGUUUUGAAACUUUCGCUUCGAUUAUGUCAAAAGAAACUCUUGAGGACAGUAUACAUGUAUACUUUUAUACUUUUCAUACUUGUAUACCGAUGGAGGACAUCAUGAACGUCCAUCUUGCAUUUUGCCAAACAUGCAACGGUGGACUCAGAAUUGUUGCCUCAAUCAUGCUGUAAUAAUGAUUCCCUCAAGGGCAUUCCCGCAAAGCAAAAACUAUUGUCCUUCAUAAAUAAUGCGACAAAGGAGGCAAAGGCCCUCCAUGCAUGAUCGAGAAAGGUCGGCUGUGAUAUAUAUGUAGAACCAUUGAUACAAACCCUCAAUUAACUUGAUGGAUGGGAGUCAAAGUCCAAAUGACACAAAUUGUAUUGUAUUGUAUUAAAUUUGAUCAAUAUUAUACGUAAACUGAGAGCGAA
Molecule: messenger RNA, 1983 nt
Organism: Strongylocentrotus purpuratus (purple sea urchin)
Lineage: Eukaryota; Metazoa; Echinodermata; Echinoidea; Camarodonta; Strongylocentrotidae
Exons: 5
Coding region: 293-1387 (364 amino acids)
Source: RefSeq, a predicted model, not a curated record